This is a messenger RNA of Camellia sinensis, 1050 nucleotides long. Its product is annotated as protein HEADING DATE REPRESSOR 1. NCBI's taxonomy places the organism in Eukaryota, Viridiplantae, Streptophyta, Magnoliopsida, Ericales, Theaceae. The record is from RefSeq and is a predicted model, not a curated record. Gene Ontology annotation, biological process: regulation of flower development.
CAAUCAAACCACAAGAAGCAUUUUCUCUCUCUCUCUCUCUCUCAGGGGUAUAGUUUCCCUCUCUAGGAAUUCUUUCCAGAUGCUCAGUUCUUCAACUUGAAAUUAAAGAAGUUGAAAUUAGGGGGGGUUGUGGUGUGGUUUUUUGAUCCUGUGUGUUGAUUAAUGGAGAUACCAAAGAAGAAGAUGAGGGAGGAGACUUUUUUGGAGGCCUUCUCUCCCAUAUCUUCUACUCCUGUUUUCUGGAAGUCUCGCAAAAGAUCAGCUAGCAUUCGUAAUGUAGACAUGCCAACAAACGAUACCACUGGUCAAAAGCAGGUAGAAUCUCCCACUGAAGAAAAGAAACAGGAUUUGGCAACAGCACUUGAAAAACAGAAAGAAUCUCCAACUGAAGGGGAGAAGCAAGAUUCAGCUAUGGCUGCUGCUCUUUCUGAGCGGCGAAAGGCUCUAUUUGAACCUUUGGAACCCGUAAUCAAUGUAAAUGGUAAGCGACCAUCGGCUGAGAGCUUACUCCCACCACCAGACUUCGACGCUGCAAGCUAUCCACGAGGCUGGCUAAUUGGGAAGAAGCGAAAGCUUGUGAAUGUGGAUGUCGUAGAGAGUAUGCGGAGGAUUGCCAUACAGGAAAUGAACAGAAAGGACAGGGAGAUUGAUGGCCUAAAUGAGCAGUUAGAAGAGGAUGCACGAUGCCUAGAACGCCUGCAACUCCAGCUCCUAGAAGAACGAAGCAAGCGCUCCAAUGUAGAGAGAGACAAUGCAAUGCUGCAAAACCAAAUAAACAUGCUGAUGAACAUGUUACAGGAGAACGAGACAAUGGAUGAAGGUGGCGCAGAAGAACCAUGAUUGUUACUCGUGUGUCGUUUGUUUAUUCUUUUGUAUAUGUGUUUGGGGAGUAGGAAAGUGUAGAAUUAUGCACAUAGGCCAGUGAGAUGCCUACAUCAGUAUAUUUUGUGUUGCUGCAAGUGUACCUUUCAAUGUGUUGGUUGCUUGUACUCAAGUUAUUCUCAUAUUAAUAUACAUGGAUUCAAAAUAAUAAUAGUUGUAUUAAAUUAA